CUGUCAUUCAGAAUUCAUUGUCGUCACACAUCACAGUGCCAUGAAGAAACAGGUUUUUCGUCACAUAAAGGAAGCGGUUCGUUCUCGUCUUUAUCGUCUAAGGAGUGGAUUACGAUGGUGAUGUUAGCUCUUGCCAAUCUUUGUUCGACAGUUGCAUUUAGCUGUAUCGCUCCUUUCUAUCCUGACGAGGCAAAGAAAAAAGGCAUGACUGAGUCCCAAACUGGAAUCGUUUUUGGAGUAUUUGAGCUGGUAAUGUUCGUCAUGGCACCAAUCUUCGGGAAAUACGUAUGUUUAAUCUUAGCAAAUUCACGUCGACUAUUACUUUUCCUGUUUAGGUUCUUGAAUUACCUGCCAUCGGGUAGUAUUUUCUUCCUAGCUAGCCUUCUCAUACGAAUACUGGAAGCUAUAGGUGAUGCUGCUUUUGUAACAUCAAGUUUUGCAAUAUCGGCAAAAUGCUUUCCUGGAAAUAUAGCUGUCGUUGUGGGUGUUAUGGAAACAUUUGCCGGACUGGGGUAUACUGCUGGUCCACUUAUUGGAGGAUUUCUUUACGAAUUCGGAGGAUUUCAAGUUCCAUUUCUCGUUCUCGGCGCAAUUUUAAUUUUAGCGACAGCACUUGGCUGGUGGCUUAUAGGAAAUUUUAAAGACGAUAACAUUGGUACAUCGAAAGGAAUGAUAGCGAUGCUUCGAAUUCCUGUCAUUUGGAUAAUGGUCUAUGCUAUUGUGGUGUGUGCGAUAUCACUCUCGUUCCUGGAUCCUACACUCUCAGCACAUCUUCAAUCGUUCAAUCUCACACCAACCAUGAUCGGCUUAAUGUUUCUGCUAUGCGGUGGCAUUUAUACGUUAACGGCUCCAUUAUGGGGCUUUCUUAUCGAUAAAUAUCAUUGUACAACUGCUGUCAUGGUUUUUGGAUCAUCUGCCACAGUCAUCUCAAUGGCAAUGAUUGGGCCUUCCCCGUUUUUACCGCUGAGCAAGAAUCUUGUGUUGAUUGGAAUAUCAUUAGCUGUUCUUGGUGUUGCCGCUGGCGCCCUUUAUAUUCCCACUUUCCAAACUUUUGGUUUCGACUUAUUUGAUCUGAAAGAUCACGGUUAUGACGACUCAUUCCGCACGUACGGUUGUGUGUCAGGUGUUUUCCAAUCAGCAUUUGCUUUAGGUGGAUUUAUGGGUCCUACUGUUGGUGGGUUCAUGGUUGAGAAGAUCGGGUUUGCUUGGACUACGACGGUUAUUGGUGCUAUUCAUAUUAUGUUUGUGAUGGUGAAGUGCGCUGCUCCCCGGUAA
Angiostrongylus costaricensis is the source of this 1275-nucleotide messenger RNA. Lineage: Eukaryota; Metazoa; Nematoda; Chromadorea; Rhabditida; Metastrongylidae. The record is from the annotation of a GenBank genome assembly.